Messenger RNA from Coniophora puteana RWD-64-598 SS2, 2158 nucleotides. Its product is annotated as cell division control protein 23. Gene Ontology annotation, molecular function: protein binding. Lineage: Eukaryota; Fungi; Basidiomycota; Agaricomycetes; Boletales; Coniophoraceae. Gene Ontology annotation, cellular component: anaphase-promoting complex. The record is from RefSeq and is a predicted model, not a curated record. Gene Ontology annotation, biological process: cell division. The transcript has 11 exons. Bases 199 to 2070 code for a protein of 623 amino acids.
AAACCAACGUCUCGUUCACAGCGUUCACAUCUCACCACCUUCGCAAGCUUCAAAGCCCACCCACCCGUAUUCUCGGGUUCAUCAUCAACUAUAAUAUAUAAUUGCUCGCGCCUUAUAGGUUACCAAACGCUCCGUGUACCUCAAGUACCUGAACCUACCCCAGAUAGCGGAGAACCACACUUGCAGCUCGACAAAGCCAUGGCUGCGGGCGUUGCUAUCGAGAGCAUGACAUCAGAGCUCAUCAGCCAGCUUCAGCAGUCUGUUCAUGACUGUGCUGAUCGCGCUCUCACAACCGCAUCGAAAUGGUCUUCAGAGCUUCUCCUCUCUUUGCCCCCGACAAGAAGAACUUCUCUGCUAGCCUCGCCAAAAUCUGCCUUGGUUUUCUCGACCUCAACGCCUGCCCGUCCGCGUUCCCCGCGUCUUUCGAUCGCGUUUCCCCCUGCUCCCACACCGUCACAUGUUACCAUUGAAUGUCUUGAUCAUGGACACGCUCCUGCUCAGGACAUUCAACUUCAAGACUCCGACCUAGAACGCCAAGAGGAGACAGCAAUGUUAGCGGCGCGUUCGUAUAUGGCAGCCAAGGAGUUCCACCGUGCUGUAUAUGCCCUCAAAGAGUGUAAAUGUCUCAAAGCCAAGUUCUUGGAUGUUUAUGGCCGGUACCUGGCGUACGAGAAAACCAGUAUGCGAGAAUGGUACAGACUGGCCGGUACCCGCAAUCAGCCACCGGCCCCCGUCAACCGCUAUUUGUUGGACCUUCUUGGUGUAGUCCAAAACUUCACAGAUCCGUGGCUAUUAUUUCUGAAAGGGUUGUUCUUGUAUCGUCUUUCUCGAAGAGCCGAAGCUAUAGAGAGUGUUGUCUUGUCUCUCGCUGAGUAUGCCUGGAAUUGGUCGGCUUGGACUUUGCUGGGGCAUUGUAUUAAUGACGUCGAAGAGUUGGCCUCCAUUGUCCGGCUUAUUCCUGUUGAUCCAAGUCAUCCCAUUCUUCAGAUGUUCCAGAUCAAGACCAUGAACGACAUUCAGAACCCGUCACAAAAUGAACUUAUGCUAUGCGAUCGAUUAUUGAGCGAUAAUUUUUUCCCAACUAGCGCUUGGGUGAUGAGCCUUCGUGCUUGCGUCCUUUAUCAUUUGCAUGACUUUUCACAAGCGGAAACCCAGUACGAAAAGAUCAUUGCGGUAGACCCCUACCGUAUUGAUGACAUCGAUGUGUUCUCAAAUAUUCUCUAUGUGACUGAGAAUCGGCUCAAGUUGGCUAGGCUAGCCCAAGAUUACCUCGAGUUAGACAAGGACAGACCGGAAGUUUGUUGUUUGGUUGGAAACUAUUACUCUCUCCGGGCCGAUCAUGAGAAAGCAGUGAAAUACUUCAAACGCGCCACAGAGUUGGACCGGUCCUAUCUUUCGGCUUGGACACUUAUGGGCCAUGAAUUCGUCGAGAUGAAGAACUCCCAUGCAGCGAUAGAGGCUUAUCGGCGGGCGGUCGACAUUAGCAGAAAAGAUUAUCGAGCAUGGUACGGUCUAGGCCAGGCUUACGAGCUUCUGAGCAUGCAUCAGUAUGCGCUCUACUACUACCAGCAUGCUACUUCGUUAAGGCAAGCACUUCUUUUCACACGAAUGCCCGAAUUCGAGGGCCUCACUACCUACGCCAGGCCAUAUGAUGUGCGCCUAUGGCAAGCUCAGGGGUCAUGCUACGAAGAGCUUGGGAAGUUCAGGGAGGCGAUUGAAUGUCUGAAACGCGCGCUACUCGGGGCCGAUCCCCACGAGACAAUCAUUACGCUAAAACUGGCAAAAUUGCAUGAAGAACUUGACGAAUUGACCGACGCGGCCAACUAUCACCAGCGGAUUGUCCAGGUGUGCCAGGAAGACGCGCGACCGGUGCCGGAUUACGCAAAGUCUGCCGUCUUCGUCGCACAUUACCACAUGGGUAUUGAAGGUGGAGACGUGCUGCUGGCGAAGGAAUAUUUGGAAAAAGUCGCUCAGAGUAAUGCGGAGGAAGUAUCUAGAGCGUCGGAGAUGUUGAAAAGGCUGGAGCAGAUCCUGGGUCAAUUGCAGGAUGGACAUGAAGACGCGUCUUGAUUGAACUCCUUCCCAAAGGCGAUAGAUUUGCAUCUGGGCCGUCGUAAGAGUACGGUGGCUGGCUGUUGAUGUUCAUACUUGGUAGGCC